This is a messenger RNA of Fusarium graminearum PH-1, 2741 nucleotides long. RefSeq lists its product as uncharacterized. The coding region runs from base 1 to 1902 and encodes 633 amino acids. The transcript has 4 exons. Gene Ontology annotation, molecular function: cyclin-dependent protein serine/threonine kinase regulator activity. The record is from RefSeq and is a predicted model, not a curated record. Gene Ontology annotation, biological process: mitotic cell cycle phase transition; regulation of cyclin-dependent protein serine/threonine kinase activity. Gene Ontology annotation, cellular component: centrosome; cytoplasm; nucleus. Lineage: Eukaryota; Fungi; Ascomycota; Sordariomycetes; Hypocreales; Nectriaceae.
AUGGACGCCAAGCCUUUUAGACCGCGCGGCGCCGAAAAUGCACCUCAUCUUCAACAACAACACAAGUCAACGGGAAAUCUGGCCAACAUGGCCAAGUCCACCACAGCAGCUGGGUUCCGUGGGCCUGCUAAGCGAGCAGCGUUCGGCGAUGUGACCAACGUUAGCAAGCAAAUCGGACACACUCGUGAUGACGGCAAAUCAAUCAAAGUCUACGCUACGAAUGGUGUCAGUCAUGGACUUACAGGCGUGCCCGUGAGCAAAGAGAACGGUGCCUACGGCAAGGAAGCCUUCUCCCGUCCCGCUCAAAGAAUCGCCAACCAAGCAUCAACACGAACCGCACUCGAAAACAAAAACUUUGACGCGAACAAGAAGCCUUAUGUGAGGAAGGAUGGCCACGUUGCCACCAAACCUCCUGCUCCUUCUUCGGUCCAGAAUGCGCCUUCCCUCCAACCCAGACAUCACAAGAGUCAGCCUCAGCUCAAGCCUCAACAGCAGCCGAACAGUCUACGGCGCACACAGAGCAAGCAGCUCGACAAGGUCGUGCCCAAGCCAGAUGCCGAUACGGGCCACAAGGCGACGAAUCCUGCGGGAUUCCAGCUUCAGGAGACAGAAUAUCCCUAUGACCACGCUGCGUAUCUUGACUCCAUGUAUCUGCCUAUUGAAGCUGGUGCCCCCCUUGAUGUGCUCCAAAAGGAGGAGUACCCGGAGCUACCUGCCAAACUUCCCGAAAUUUCUGAAGAUGAUGCUGCCAUCCAUUCUUUCGAAGAAGCCCACAUGCCCGCCAUGUCAGAACCUGAAGAAUGCUGGGAAGAGGAUGAGGAUGAGGAUUAUGACGACCAGGACCAAGCAUACACAACAGCGCACUCGGUUCGUUCCCGAGAUAUGACUGCUGGUGGUGCUACAGAGAUUGAUCCUCUACCGCGUGUAACAGCGCGAGUCCAGCGCGAACUCGAAGACGCCCGUGAGGAGGUGGAGCGAACUCGCACUACAGACGAGAUCGAAGAGGAGAUGUGGGAUGUUAGCAUGGUUGCCGAGUAUGGCGACGAGAUUUUUGAGUAUAUGCGCGAGCUCGAGAUCAAGAUGCUCCCCAACGCCCAUUAUAUGGAUGACCAGACCGAGAUUCAAUGGUCAAUGCGAUCUGUUCUUAUGGAUUGGCUUGUGCAGGUCCAUAACCGUUUCGGUCUCUUACCUGAAACUCUUUUCCUGACUGUCAACUAUAUCGACCGUUUCCUUUCCCAGAAGAUCGUGUCGAUUGGCAAGCUUCAACUCGUCGGCGCGACAGCCAUCUUGGUCGCCUCCAAAUACGAAGAGAUUAACUGUCCUUCUCUAGGGGAGAUUGUAUACAUGGUCGACAAUGGGUACACCGCGGAAGAAGUCCUCAAGGCCGAGCGCUUUAUGCUUAGUAUGCUGAGCUUCGAGCUGGGCUGGCCUGGCCCCAUGAGCUUUUUGCGACGCGUCAGCAAGGCUGAUGACUAUGACUUGGACACUCGUACUCUCGCGAAAUAUUUCCUCGAGUUGACCAUCAUGGACGAGCGUUUCGUGGCUUCACCCCCGAGCUUCCUUGCUGCGGGUGCGCACUGCCUUUCACGACUCAUUCUCAAGAAGGGUGACUGGACUAAGCAGCAUGUCUACUACUCGGGCUAUACUUGGGGUCAGUUGAAGAGCCUGGUUACGAUGAUGAUCGAAUGCUGUGAUCGUCCUCACCUACACCAUGCCGCAGUGUUCGACAAGUACACAGACCGUCGGUACAAGGAAGCAUCUUUGUUGGUGCAGUCAGCACUUGAUGCCGGGUUCACUCUUCCUCACCAAGUGGCACCUGUUCGUCAAGAGCUUGACGCCUACCGUGAAGACAGUGCUGAAUUGCCCAUUGCGCAGCCUCAGCUCAUUCCCAUCGAGGGUUGAAAGUCCUUUAGUUGGCGAUGAGCGCUUGCGAGUUUUUGUUUUGUUGUUGUCAGUUUACUGUGACUGAUGAGGACUUGCCGGCCCGGUAUAUCACAUCCCGCCAUCAUCCUAGAGCCGGGCCGGGAUCGAGGCGUUCAUGCACUUCUACCCAUUUACCGACUUUGCGCGUUGCCUCGGCCUACAACAUCAAGCCUGACCCUUUGUUUUGCCUUGAUCUUGUCACCGAGGCCGGCGCUUCUUCUUGACAACAUUUAUUCACUAAUACUUGGUCGGGACCUGGCGCAAUCACGACAUUAAUUAUCCGGAGCCACAACAACUCUCCCCACGCUGUUCCUGACCUUCACUUCCUUGCCUCUUCCACUUUUGAACUCUCGAGUUCGCCAGUGUGAUCAGGAAGGAAAGAGCAACACUGUAUAACGACUCUGGAUGACUGUUACGAAUAUUACGAUUGUGCGAAUGCGUUUAUUAUCAUCAUUUUACUGCCGAUUUGGCUGGUUUAAUACAUCUUCGGAAAUCGGCGUCGCGGGAAAUGGUUCGACCAGUACUGGUUCUACAGGCCUGCGAUAGCAUUAAGGCAACUUGCAACUGGGAGACGAACCACGGAUAGGGGCGUAUGGGGAUUCUGAUUCAGGGGCCAUGGUGAUCAAGCUGGGUUUCUUGGGUGGUGGCUGGCUCGUGACUCCAUACAGACAGAGGAGUCAACAAUAUACCAGAUCAACAGGGAUGGGAUUAUCAAAAGCAUGUAGCCUUUGGGCAGAUCUGAGCCAUCACCACCACUGCCAUGACUAGCAACCCCAUAGGCGCCCGGUUUGCAUUUAUAGUAACAUAUAGAAUUUUAG